AGUGGGUCCGCGUGCGUUUCCGGUACCGUUUAGUUGUGUUUCAACGGGAGCAGAACCCUUCAAGCUCUGGUGCUCCGGUGUUUCUCCACAGUCUCUUUGUUAUUGUAUAUUCGCUCCGAUGUACCGAGCGCCGGACAGACCUCAGCCGAGUCCCGGAGCUCCGCCACCAACUGAUAGGUACCCUUCCCCGGGCUCCUGCUGGGGCUUCCCCGGGGCUCGCCCCCCCUCCGGACCCGCGUACUCUCCGGGUUCUCACCGAGGGUACAGUGGCGGUUCUCCAUCCGGGUUCGGUAGUGGGUCCCGGGGUUUCGGAGACUCUCCAUCCGGGUUCGGUAGUGGGUCCCGGGGUUUCGGAGACUCUCCAUCCGGGUUCGGUAGUGGGUCCCGGGGUUUCGGAGACUCUCCAUCCGGGUUUGGUAGUGGGUCCCGGGGUUUCGGAGGAGCGAGGCGGUACAGAGGAGCUGGUUCCCGGAGACCUCAGUCCUUCAGUCCCUCAAACCUGCAGGGUGAAGCUUCAGUGGAGAAAUACUUCAGUCCGUCUAUGCUACAGGAUCCCUGGGAAGCGCUUCAGCCGGCUGCAGCGAGACAGUCCUCCUGAAAGGAAAAACAAGAGAAACUGAACUCCAACCAGAAGCAAUAGAACAGCUACAGACAACAAGAUGAUAAUAAUACUAACAAAGGGCACCAAUCACAGGCUGCUUCAUCCUCACAUGACCUGUCAGUCUCAUGUCCAGGUGUUUGGAGACACAAAGUGUCACUGAUUUAUGGACAGAUGUGCACCAGCCACAUGAUUGAUGUAUUGAAUGGUUUUAAUACUUUGACACAUGUGGUUCAACAUUAUCCUGAAUCAUAUCCUGAGUUUUGUAUUGAACAUUUGUAGUCCCCCUCAUGGUGGAUUUAAAUGAAACCUUCAAAGUGUGUUUCAGGUUAUCUUGUGGAUUUUAAUAAAAGUGCCACCAUGCUGUUAA
This is a messenger RNA of Cyclopterus lumpus (lumpfish), 968 nucleotides long. It is a transcript of the gene mplkip, whose product is annotated as M-phase specific PLK1 interacting protein. The record is from RefSeq and is a predicted model, not a curated record. Lineage: Eukaryota; Metazoa; Chordata; Actinopteri; Perciformes; Cyclopteridae. The coding region runs from base 119 to 598 and encodes 159 amino acids. The transcript has 2 exons.